UCGGCCCGGCCCGGCCCGCGGCGGCGGCGGCCGCUGGCAGGGCAGGGCGAAGCGGUGAAGCGACGGCGGACAGCGGCGUGCCCCGCCGAGGCGCCUGCGAAGGCAUCGAGAAUGAAAUUGCUGUGGAGAGCUAAAAUGACCACAAUUCAAGAUGAGGGUGAAGAAGUAGAAGAGGGAGCUGUUUACCAUGUCACCCUGAAGAGAGUGCAGAUUCAGCAGGCUGCCAGCAAAGGAGCCAGAUGGCUUGGGGUAGAAGAGGACCAGUUACCUUCAGAACAUACUGUCAGCCAGAUUGAGACAUACAAGAUCAGAACAAUUAAAGCUGGAACUCUGGAGAAGCUUGUGGAGAACCUUCUGACUGCUUUUGGGGAUAACGAUUUUACCUACAUCAGCAUCUUCCUCUCAACAUACAAAGCAUUUGCUUCUACUAAGGAAGUCCUGGAACUUCUUCUUGACAGAAAUGAAAACCUGGAGACCCCAAGCUGUGAAGAGAUGGAAAGCAACAACUCCUCCGAGUACAACACAGUGCUCAGGACUGCCAUAGCGUCUAUCUUAAGUGCCUGGCUCGAUCAGUGCUCGGAGGAUUUCAGAGAGCCACCUAACUACCCAUGUCUGCUGAAGUUGCUGCAUUACCUGAAGAGGAACAUGCCUGAGUCUGACCCAGAGAGGAGGGCACAGAACCUCUUGGAGCAGUUCCAGAGCCAAGAAGUGGAGAAUGACUGUGACAACUUCAUUAAUUCUACCUUCUGUGACCUGGAUCAUAAAGAGGAAUUGGAGAUGCAGUGUGAAGAAGAUGUAGAAUUCUCUUCUUUCCAGGAGGACCUGGUGGCAGAACAGUUGACAUACAUGGAUGCAAAACUCUUCCAGAAAGUUGUUUCCCACCACUGUUUGGGAAGCAUCUGGUCUCGAAGGGACAAGGAAGAGAACAAGCACCUGGUCCCUACCAUCAGAGCCACCAUCGUUCAGUUCAAUGCAGUAACCAAUUGUGUUCUCAGCACUGUCAUGAAGAACAGGGAACUCAAAACGCAGCAGAGAGCCAAGAUUAUUGAGAAGUGGAUUCAUGUUGCACAUGAAUGUAGGAUGCUGAAGAAUUUUUCCUCCUUGAGGGCCAUCAUUUCAGCACUGCAGUCCAACUCCAUCUUUCGGCUGAAGAAGUCCUGGGCAUGUGUUGCAAAGGAUGCAGUGCUGCUGUUGGAGGAGCUAUCUGAUACCUUCUCAGACCAUGACAACUACAUGACAACUAGGGAGCUGCUGAUGAAGGAAGGAACAUCCAAGUUUGCAAAUUUGGACAGCAGCGUGAAAGAAACCCAGAGGAGGACACAGAGACGUCUGCAAAGCCAAAAAGAUAUGGGGGCAAUGCAAGGCACAGUUCCUUACCUCGGUACCUUCCUCACUGAUCUCAUCAUGCUUGACACAGCCCUUCAGGACUAUGUUGAGGGUGGCCUGAUAAACUUUGAGAAGAGGCGAAGGGAAUUUGAAGUCAUUGCCCAAAUUAAGCUGCUGCAGUCUGCGUGCAACAGCUAUUGCUUGGCACCAAACCAAAAGUUCAUCCAGUGGUUCAGGAGACAGGAGCAGUUAACUGAGGAGGAGAGUUUCAGCCUUUCACGGGAGAUUGAAGCGGCUGCUGACAUCAGCACCACACCGCCCAAGCCUCGGAAGAGUGUGGUGAAGAGGCUCAGCCUACUGUUGAUGGGCUCCGAGGCACUCGCCCACAGCACGCCCCUCAAAGGCAAACCCAGCUUCACGCGUGGUGGGAGCUGUGGGGAAAGCACGGACUCGGCCAGCAUAUCAUCCUCUGAGCUCAAUAAUUCGGAAGCUGAAGAGGUAGUCUGCAGCACUCCCAGGGGCGCUCCUGGGAAGCGUCCCAAAGAGCUCUCUUCAUCCACCCGCUCCUGCGACCCCUCCCAUUCUUGCGACCCUGCCUCCCCCUGCGACCCUUCCUACUCCUGCGACCCUCCCCCCUCCAGCGACCCUUUUAGUUCCUCUGCCUCUCCCGAAGAAAAGAGCCCUGUCCCUGUGAAAAGAAGUACCCCGAAAGCUCCUCUUUACAACCAUCAAGGAGAAGACAGCUGCAUUAUCAGGGUCAGCGUCGAAGAGGGCAAUGGAAACAUGUACAAGAGCAUCCUGAUAACAAACCAAGAGAAAACGCAGUCAGUCAUGCAGAAAGCCAUGUCUAAACAUAACCUGGAGGCCGAGGAGCCUGAGAGUUAUGAGCUCGUCCAGAUCAUCUCUGAGGACAAAGAGCUCGUGAUGCCAGACAAGGGGAACGUCUUCUAUGCCAUGAACAGCCAUGUAAAUUAUGACUUUGUGCUUCGCAAAAAGCCCCCAGUGCCUGGCCAGGGGAAAAGGAAAGGGCUCUCCAACCUGCGGCUCCACGUGAGAGCCCCGAGGUCAUCGUGGAAUCUGUAGCAAUCACCAUGGAGGGGGGGGGAAAUAAUAAGAAGAAAGAAACCCAAUGAAUGACUAUUCCAAAUGGAAACUAAAUUAGUUCUUGGCUGCAAGCCCUCCACUGUCACUACCAUGCAGUAUUACAGCAGACGAACGCAUUCCGCUCUGUAAAUAGUUCAGGCUGAACGUUUGGUAGGACUACAGCAAGAGUCUCUCCUGCCUUGCAGCCAGAUCUGAAUGGACCAGACACGGAUUUUACAGGAGACUACACGGACUGGGAUUAACCUUUUGGUUUAGUCGUUUGUUUGUUUGGGGGUUUUAACUCUUUUGCACAUGAGGACUGCGACUUUUGUCUUACGAACGCCACCCAAGCCAACUCUUCUUGUGAGGAGAACGUUUGCCUUUGUGCCAGUAUUACACAGAAGAAUGUCUAAAUUUAUUUUUAUAUGACUAACUGGAGAAGGAAGGUCUCGACCCCAUUCCACCUGAACCAAGGAGCGGGGGGUUUGCAGGUGAGGCUGAGCCGAGGGC
Messenger RNA from Pogoniulus pusillus (Red-fronted tinkerbird), 2919 nucleotides. It is a transcript of the gene RGL1, whose product is annotated as ral guanine nucleotide dissociation stimulator like 1. Gene Ontology annotation, biological process: positive regulation of GTPase activity; Ras protein signal transduction. Gene Ontology annotation, cellular component: plasma membrane. Lineage: Eukaryota; Metazoa; Chordata; Aves; Piciformes; Lybiidae. The record is from RefSeq and is a predicted model, not a curated record. Gene Ontology annotation, molecular function: guanyl-nucleotide exchange factor activity.